UAUUUCCUUCCCCUUAGAGUCAGAGAGCUGAGUUGGAUGAUGAGGUAGUUUUUGAAGUUUUGUUUAGCACUGAAAGGUAAUAAAAGUUGCUUAUUUUUGCUCGGCAAGUUACAAACAUACACUGCAAGUUGAAGGGAUACAUAGUUGGGGAAUAUCAAAUUUACAGGAAAAUCUACAGCUUUGACUCAAAUGGAUUCCACAAUCAGACACUGCAAUUUGAAGGGAUAUAUAGUUGGGGAAUAUCAAAUCUACAGGAAAAUCUACAGCUUUGGCUCAAAUGGAUUCCACAAUAAGAGAGAAAUUGGAGGAGCAGCUGGGCGAGUACAUCUUAGACACUCUCAAAUACACUGAAACUGUCAAGCAGUUUUGUGACGGAAAAUCUAAAUGGACCUCACAGAGAAAGACUGAGCUCGAUAAAAUGACAGGCAUCAAGGCCAAGGCUGAGGACAAGAACCAGACUUGGGGACAGUACAUAUGGAAAAGCCUGACAAAUGUUUCCAGUAGGCCAGAGCUGGAGAAGGAGCUAGAAGAAGUUCUUAACAACACUUUAGAAGGCCUGGAGGAACUCCAACACGUCCUGGAUGCAGUGGAGAAGCUAGCCGUCACCUCACUGGAUGUCUUCAUGGAUGACAGUUUCAGUUCCAUGUCCGUACGUUCAGUGAUCUUUGCAGCCAUAACUGUGUCUCCACUCCUCGUCCACUUCAAGAGAGAUGCAAGAGCGUUCUUCCUGCCGAGUCUCAGCAAUGUAGAAGUCCUGGUCUUCCAGCUGGACAAAUACAUCCGCAUCACUCAGCAGAUCAUUGAGAAGAUGGAGGAAGGCAGAUCCAGGAGUGUAUCUGGUUCUGGGGGUGUUCAUGAAUGGAAAAAUAGGAAAUCUUCACGAAACUUGAUUUUGAACGUGAGUGAGGAGUCUGCGCAGGAUCUGUAUGACCAUUUACUCCAGCUAACCAAAAUCAGGAAGGAUGAGUCAUUCAGGAUGAAUUUCCUAUUCGAUGUAAAGGCACAGGACUUCAUCUUUAUAUUCAGAGAGCGCUACUCUAGAAUGCUUGAGUUCCUGUCUGAUUUAGAGAAGGCUGCAGUUGAGCUGGACAAGAUGAAGAAGGGCUCCAACAUUUCCACUGUGGCUGGAAGUUCAGUCGGUAUUGCAGGAGGUGUUUUGUCCAUCGUAGGUUUAGCUCUCGCUCCAGUCACUGCAGGCGCAUCUUUGGCCCUCACGCUAACAGGUGUUGGUCUUGGAGUCACCAGCGGCGUUAAUGGCAUUGUUACAGGCAUCACUGAAAUUGCAGUGAACAGUCAUCAAGGGAAAAAAGCCAAUGACAUCUUCUUGAGAUUUAUGGAAGAUGUGCAGAAGAUCCUAGAGUGUGUGGAAGACGUAGCCAGCAGGGAGGUUACUGAAGCUAGGACACUGGCCGCUAGUGCUGGUUCAGUAGCCCAGUGUUUUGAUGAUAUUGUGGUUGCAGCUUCAACUGUAAACGCUGUCAGAGCUGAGGAUGUGGUUACAACAACAGCUGAUUUGUCGAUUCAGAAUGCUAAAGCAGUUCGGAACAUCCCCCAGCUUGUUGCAGAUCUUCCUGACAUUGGGCAGAUGGCUAAAGGAACUUCUCUGGCCCUUUCAAAGUCAGCCAGGGCAGGGUUCAUUGCCUUAAAUGCCCUCUUUAUUGGUGUAGAUGUUUUUUUCAUCUGUAAAGACAGUAUGAGUCUGACCAAAGGGAGCAAAAAUGAAGUGGCUCAGAUCAUUCGCUCCAGAUCAGCUCUGUGGCGCUCAGAGGUUGAGGCGUGGGAGAAGAUCUAUAACCGUCUGUUUGAAGGAAUCGCAGGGUCUUACAAGAAUAAAGAAAUUUUAGAACAGCCUCUCUACUCUAAAAUAAUGAAUUACAUAAAAAUGCUGACCUGGCAGUGAGCAUGAUUAUAUUCUUUAAGCGAUUAUUUUAUCCUAUGAUCUUAAAUAUUCUGUUUAAAAUGCUGAAGUUGUUAAUGGUGAUCAAUUAGUCUGCAGUCAUUCACAUACUGUAGGCUACUGCAGUUGAUUUCUAUGUUUAUCUCUAGAACCCGGUCUGUAGAACCCGGUGGGUAUCUGUUUAUAAUGGAGGACUCUUUUACGCUAAUCUUUUCCAUGGUGCUUCGGCUCACUUUAUAGCCUCUGCAGUGCUUUCAGCGAGCUUUUCGUUAACACCAAAGAAAAUAGAAUCCGGAAUCCUGAUUGAAGAUUCAUUUUCUGUAAAAAUUAAAUGAAUUAUUUUCCUUGCUACAUGUGCUUCACUGUAUUGGAUCUGAAUUAUUUUCUGCUUCAUUUUUAAAAUUUUUGAUUCAUGAAAAAUUGCUUCUUUUUUUAUUUAUUAUUUUUUCUUUUUUUUUUUUUACAAUCAUGUUAUUAUCAUAUUCAGCUUUCAUUUUGGUAAUGAGUAACUCAUGAGUAAUAAGUGCAUAUCAAAAUAAAAUCAAAUGAAUAAACGUGAUCAGAGUCACAAAUCAUUAAUAUACUGUUAGUAAAUGUGUUGAAAUUCAAUAAAUGAUGCAUUAAAGUUUCUAUGAUGUGUGCUUUAUAAAGAAAAUGUUUUUCUCCAGUUUAUUUAGUUGAUAUGAGAGAUAACUACAGUCUCUUUAGAAUAGCGCUUACUGAAACACGUUUAUUAAUAAUUAUUUAUAAUUCUCCAAUUCCCCCAUCAGUAUAAAUUACUAUACAUGCAUCAGUAAUUAGUUUAUUUUUUAAAUAAAAUGUUCACACUAGAACGUCCUUCUCCUCCUCUUUCUCUGUUAUCCA
Molecule: messenger RNA, 2761 nt
Organism: Ictalurus punctatus (channel catfish)
Lineage: Eukaryota; Metazoa; Chordata; Actinopteri; Siluriformes; Ictaluridae
Product: apolipoprotein L1
Exons: 6
Coding region: 278-1900 (540 amino acids)
Biological process (GO): lipid transport; lipoprotein metabolic process
Cellular component (GO): membrane; extracellular region
Molecular function (GO): lipid binding
Source: RefSeq, a predicted model, not a curated record